UAGUCGGCAUACUGGCCCAAGGCGUGCACGCUGGCCCCGCCGCGCGCGCCCGCGCCCCCGACGCAGGCCGCGCGCCCGCACAGACCCGCCCGCCUGCUACCCCGGCAGCAGGUGGAGGCUGAGGAAGGGCAGCGAUGGCCGGUCCCUCUGGAGCCCGCGCUGCCGCCGAGGCGGCCCGCGGCGCUCUCUUGGCGGCGCAUGCUGCCAGCGGGCUCGCGGCGUGCCACUCCCGGUCGGGAGUGCGCAUGCUGCGUGCCGCCGAGGGGCUGCUCCGGGCAGCGAUCGUGGAGCUCGGCACGAAGGCAGCGCCCUCCCCGCCGGAGCCGGCGGCCGCGGCGCUCCCUCGGAGGCGCCACCGGCCGCGCGGCCGCGCGGGGCGCGGCGCCGGGCCCUCGCCUGCCGUGCCGGGCGCCCACGGCGACGACGCGGGGGAACAGCAGGAUGGAGGAGCUGGCGGCGCAACAGCGGCGACUACACGGGCUCGGCGGCUUCGGCGCCCGGCACGGCCUGGCCAGGCGUCGUCGGCGACGGUAGUGCCCGCUUCUCGGGGAGGUGCUCGUCCUGGUGGAGUUGGGGCGGCGGCGGAGGCUGGCGUGGGGGACCCCGAAGCUGGAGCUGCGGCUGGUGCAGCCGCGGCGGCCGCGCCGCCCGACGGCGACCCCAUGGACAACUCCUGGGCCGACGGCCUGCAGCGGUCGACGGCGCAGGCUGCGGCGGCCCGUCGGCGGGCCGCGGGCGCUGGCGACGUGGUGGUCUUGCGACGCUGCGGCCUCUUUGAGGGCACGGUGGGGCGGAUCGACGCGGUCGACGGGGACACGGCCAGCGUUCGCAUCCUCAAGGCGGACGCGGAGGAGGCGGGUCUCCUCACGGGGGUGCGGCUCGACUUCAUGGAGCUCGUCGCCGGCGGCGGGGGGGCUGUGUAGCGCCUGUCGCUCUCUGCGCUCGUCCGGCGGCCUGCGUUUGUGUCGAGGGCGAGCACUCGGCGGACCGGGGCUGAGGCUUCGGCGCGGCGGCCGCGGCCGCGGGGCGGCUCCUGUGCAGCGCACGUUGCCCGCUGAGGGGGGAUCAUCAU
Prorocentrum cordatum is the source of this 1072-nucleotide messenger RNA. Lineage: Eukaryota; Dinophyceae; Prorocentrales; Prorocentraceae. The record is from the annotation of a GenBank genome assembly.